Branchiostoma belcheri (Belcher's lancelet) is the source of this 3186-nucleotide messenger RNA. Its product is annotated as C2 calcium-dependent domain-containing protein 4C-like. Lineage: Eukaryota; Metazoa; Chordata; Leptocardii; Amphioxiformes; Branchiostomatidae. The transcript has 7 exons. Bases 366 to 2195 code for a protein of 609 amino acids. Gene Ontology annotation, cellular component: membrane. The record is from RefSeq and is a predicted model, not a curated record.
CGCUCAUUUUGCAUUAAGCUUGUACCGUGUGUUUGUAGAACUCUCCAGCGCGCCUUUAACAAGAGGUGCACGCGAACCGCACGGCAAAUCUAGCGCCUGUUGCUGCCGCCUGAGUGCGUCGGAGAGACAGAAUUCUACUUAAAAAUCACAAUAAUCUCCAAGCAGAUAUUUUCCUGAUAGUUUCUACGUCUAUCUAGUGUUUCGCGUUUUCAUCUCUUGGAUUACCCUAAGAUUAACAAAAACGUGGACUACGAGAAGGAAGCACAAAAAGGUGUGAUUCUCGAUUAACGGUAAACACUUCACUUCAGCACAGACCACGGUGCAGACAUCUUGGUACAGAAGGAACUGUGUAUUCGGCCGUCACAAUGUGGCUGGUGAACAGCGUGAAGAACCUCAGGUCUCCACGAGAGGGGCUGCCCGGCCGCCCUUAUGAAGCUGACAGCAGGCCGCGCUGCACCAACGUGCUCACUCCCGAGACCAUCCCGGAGUUCCUCAUCCCGCCCACGGAGUUGCCCUCACGGAAGCGCAGCGACAGCGGCUCCAACGACUCGGAGGCGGCGUACGGGCUCCUUUCCGGGGAGGAGCGGCUCCUUCCGCCGGGUUCCCUGCCGGGGUACGCCCCUGAUUCGGACGCCUGGAGCUACGUCACCCCGCCCCGCUCGCCGGCCGUGUCGCCCUACCGUGCCCGGCGGGCCGGCGUGGUCACCGCUCCCACAGACACAGACUCCUUGGGCGCGCUUGGACCUGACGCUGCCGAGAUGGACAACAACGCCGACCCCUUGUCCCGCAUGGGCAUGACCCUGCAGCACCUGGGGCGCACCCGGACGUCGUACGGCUUCACCACCCUCACCCAGUCCCCCACCACCAAUAGGAAGGAGUCGCUUUACUUUCACAACGGGAGAUCCGCCAAGCAGCGUGGGUCCAGCCCGCUGGUCAUCACACCUGAGUCGGACUCGGACAGCGGCUGGUCCCAGCAUCAGCAGCGGCGCAGCACAGGGUCCACCCCCGCAGGGAGCGUCUUCUACAACCCUAGCUCCUCGGAGUCCUCCCCCGUCUCCUCGCCGGCGUCGUCUCGGUCCAGACGCAGCUCGGGCGACGCUAGCUCCCUCGGUAAGAAGUCUCCCAAGGUGCCAAAGUACGUGCGGCGGCAGAGGUUCCAGACCCGGCGGCGCUCCUCGCUCGCCGUGCCGAUCGACUUCUCGUCCACCGAGCCGAGCUCCACUGAGCCGAGCCCGAACGUGCCCCGCAAGACCAGCCCGUGGGGAGGGAACCACUUACCCACCAGGCCACGCAGCAACUCGCUACAGGUCCCGACAUUCACCCCAUAUGCCCUCCGGGAGUCGAACGGCCAGGACAGACCGGUGGACCACUACCUGGGGGAGCUCAAGUUUGCCAUUGAGUUCGUCAAGAGAGGCAGACAACUAAAGGUGUCCAUCAUCAAGGCGGAGAACCUGGGCGGCCACAAGCACGCCAAGAACAACGUCAACAGCUACAUCCGGCUGUACCUGCUACCGGGGAAGGUGGGCCGCCAGCAGACGCGCACAGUCAAACACACCAGGAACCCCAUCUUCAACGAGGAGUUCUACUUCGGAGGGCUGGGACUGCAGAUGCUGAACGACAUGAAGCUGCGCAUGAAGGUGUUUAGCAAGACGCCGCACCUGCGCAGAGACGAGCUGCUGGGGGAGGUGCAGGUGGUGCUGGGUACCCUGGACCUGAGUCACGAGAACCGCCUCUGGAGAAAUCUCGAACCCAAGACAGAAGCGGAGGACCUGGGCAUGCUGAACGUGUCUCUCUGCUACCAGCCCAGAUCAGAGAAUCUCAUCGUCACCGUCAUCAAGGCUGAGGACCUGCCGAGAAACAACAUCUUAACGCCACCUGAUCCCUACGUCAAAAUAGUCUUGUCCGGCGCCGACGGCGGAGAGGAUGACGUCAGACAAACCCGCAUCCGACGGAAGACAAGUAACCCCGUCUUUAAGGAGGCCUUCAGCCUCCACAUUCCGCACGACUCCGUCAAGUCCGUCAGCAUCACCGCCACCGUCUACGACCACGCCCGAAUCAUCUCCGACGGCGUCAUCGGCCAGGUUCGGUUCGGCGCCACGGCCACGGAGCUCAGCGAGAUCGAGCACUUCCGCAAAGCGCUGGACCAGGAGAACCAACCAAUCGCGUUCUGGCACAACCUCAUGGAGAUGGAGUGACUUUCCAUCACGUCUUAGUUGCCAUGGUGACCGCUCUCAUUCUUGUACAAAAUAACUUUAUAUAUAAAAUAUCAUCUAACCGCGCUGAGGAACAGAGACUGUCCGUGACCAUGAUAUUCGGCCAUUCAAAUGUCAAACGUGACCACCGUCGGUUGCCAGCCAAUGAAAUGACGGGGCCUUCACGUGACCACUGGCUGUCAGCCAACCACUUGAUGGGACCUUUCUAGAUAGGUUGUAACUGGUUGUAACUACUACUAAGUCAAUCACAUGAUCGGACCUUAUCGUCACUGUAAGCCAAUCCGUGACGGGACUUUCUGACCACGUUGUCAGCCAAUAGCCAAUCACAGUCCCGUGACUACAUGUACAUGUUGCGUUUAGAUCCACUGACUUUAUAGAACAGUCCCAUGACGUAGAUGUCACAUACGCUCAUCCUCGCAUGUCGACAGUAUCUUGAUUUCUCUCGUCUGUGGCGUAACAAAGUUCAUGUAUCACAUAAUGCGUAAAUAUUCCUUAUUCUGUACUGAAUAGCCAUAUCGCUGGAGUAGUAAUAUUUGCGGUUUAAGAAAGUGUUGGUUAUGGAAAGCAGUUGCCCAAAUGAACAAACUUGAGCGUUUAUAACUGUACAUACUUGACGUUGUCUAUCAUUUUUAUAACUCUUUAUACGAAACUUUGUCUCUAGACAGACCGUAAGUCGCCAAAGCGUGCUCAAGAUGUCGCCAUUGAAGGCAUAAUGCUGCAGUAUGCAGAUUAGUCGCAUGGUGUCGUACUUUAUAAUCCUGGUGUUGUACUUCAUACAGGUACAUGGGAACCAAACAGAACACAAGAAUUUCGGCCGUACGACAAAAUCAACGAAAGCGUGAACUAAGUCUGUAUUCACGAAGUACCGUAAUAGCCAUAAGGCAGAGGCGAUAUCUAAAGCGACUAUCAUAUGUUGUACAUAUAAUUUUUUUUUUGCUACUAGUCUUCAAAGUCUGUCUGACACGUUGCAAUA